GAUCAGUUAAAUCACAUGUAUUCAGGGCAUCAGCUGUGGAUAUUUAACCGAGGCAGAGAUCAGACUGACAUCCAGACGGACGAGGAACAAGGAACGAGACUACUCCACUACUUCACCUGAGAUUAUAUUCCAGCUGCAGAGAGCUGUGAGAGCCCUGAACCAUGCGUCCCGUUGUGGUUACUGCCAUCCUUCUUCUGGGGGUGCUGAUGUUCAUGUCGGACUCUGCAGCCGGGGAUCUUGCACAAGUGUGUAAGACCAUAUAUCCGGUCACACCGUGUAAAAACAAGAAACUCGGUGAAGGCUGGUUCCAGAUGGGUAGCAACCGCUGUGUGAAGGCGUUCUACAAUACUCAGCAUUUGGGCCAUUCUGAUGCAGAGAUGACUUGUAGAAAAUUCCCAAAUGGCCAUCUGGUAUCGAUCCACAAUGACGCGGAGGUGAAUCAAGUCCAAUGUGCCAUGUAUAAAGCAACCACCGGAAAAGCUCACUACUGGAUCGGAGCCUUCCUUAUUGAUGAGGGUGAUUUUUACAAACACAAUUAUCGUUUUGUUUGGACGGAUGGCAGUAGUUUUGGUUACACCAACUGGGCUCGUGGCCAGCCUGACAAUGCUUGGCGCAGAGAGCACUGCGUUGAGAUGAACUAUUGGGACUGGGGACUCUGGAACGAUGCGAACUGUAAUGAGGCUAAGCCCUACGUGUGUGCAGUGAAUGUCUAGUGGUUCAGAGAGAAACUGAAGAGCAGCAGUUGGACCAGUCUGCUUCAACUGGAGCCACUGCAAACUUUUACAUUUACUGCAAUAAAUAUUCAGCAUCAGAAAAC
Messenger RNA from Etheostoma spectabile (orangethroat darter), 817 nucleotides. Its product is annotated as C-type lectin BfL-1. The transcript has 6 exons. The coding region runs from base 162 to 713 and encodes 183 amino acids. The record is from RefSeq and is a predicted model, not a curated record. Lineage: Eukaryota; Metazoa; Chordata; Actinopteri; Perciformes; Percidae.